AUCUGACAGAGCAUUUGCAUGAAAUUAAAGAUCUUGUUCGGAAAUUAGUUCUAUCCAGUGCGCCUGUGAAAGUGUUAGCGUAACGGCGCAUUUCGUACCACAAACAAAUCAUUAAGAAGUGACGUCAAACACGCGCUGCGACUGCUUGAACAAACGAGUGGCGCGACGAUCGUCUGAGCAGUGAGCAGUACAAAAACAAACGUGCGAGCGUUCGACAGCCGCCCACCGCGCACACAAACUACUAACAUUUAUAUGUGUGUACUUUAGGAGCGCUCUCCGCCUAGGCGCACCAUACACACACACACACAUACGAACAUAUUGGUAUUAAUACGUGUAAAAGCACCUACCUCUUCGUACGUUUGGUGCCGAAGCGUUAAGGCAGCCAGCCGUAGUGAACGCGUAAAGAAACGAAAGUUUUUCAUUUUCUUCGCUGUUUUGGGCGGCAUCGAGCAUACAGACGAGAAGCAUUGCUUGGCGGCGCGCUAACGUUGUCGUUUCGAUUUUUCGCUUCACCAUUUGUUGUGCGCGUAUCGCUCUUUACCGUUUGUUGUUUGUUUUUCGCGCAUUGCGUUGAGCACCUUUUCGCUUUUUACCCUACACUUUUUUCGACGUUUCGCCGAGUCGGUGCGACUUGAUGCGACGCGACGCAACGCGAUUUCGAACGCAGCGCAACUGAUCGCACGAAGUUAGCGGCGCGGCAACCGCGCGCGAUCAGAGAAUUUCUCUAAAUAAACGCAACACGCUGCUGCAGUUCAGUAACGCGUAAAAAUUUCACUGCAACGGUUUGCUCCGCCAACGGCAACGGAUGAUGACUGAUAUGAGCGACGAUUAGAGGAAAGAAACAACUUGUUGAAAACAGUACACAUAUGCUGUAGUAGAUAAAAUACGAAAACAAAAAAGUAUAUUUAUAAAUAACUUUUUAAAAUAUUCACGACAUUGCAGUGAGUAAGGGGCGAGCGCAAGAUAUAUCAGUGUUUAUUUGUAUUGUGAAAUGUGCUAAAGAAAAGUAUAGCAGUGAGUGCGUACUACAACAGUGUGUAAGGACGCAGAAGAACACAUACGAAGAAUAUCACACGAUCGAACGCGCCAGAAAUUACCGAGCGCUCUGCUGAUCCUGCCAAUUGUCGUUCACAUUCGUGUCAAUUUUCCGUUGCGUAUACGUCCAGGAGUGCGCUCAACGCCACACACAACUUCUAAACAACAAAUAUAAAUUUGUCAGAAAAAAAAAAAUCGUCAACAUGUCACAUCAAUGCAGUUGCGGACGCGAUCUCAACAACAACUACGUGUCCUACACAAGCGCCUACGCCAACGGCAGCUCCAGUUUGGAUCGCGAGACGAGCAGCAGCCUCUCGGGUGGCGGCAGCAAGUCAGCCAUGUCGGGCAAGACCACACAACUAACAGCGAAAGUGAUGUUCGGCACAGUGGGCGCCAUCAAGGAUCUGCGCGAGAAGGAGAAGUCACGCCAUGCGACAACGCGCGCCAGCGAUCGGCGCAACUGAGCGUUAGCGCGCAGAGACUGAAGGGGUUGUUGGCUGGGUAUUGGGUGAGCAUGCGCAAGGAUACGAAACGUGGCUAAUGGCAGUACAGUGUUUUAAGUAGUUAUGGCGGCGGGUUCGUUACAGACAGACGAUGUAGGACUUAUAAUACAGUGGCAGGCGACAGCAGCGAGGCGUUGUGUACUACAUACAGUGUAAAAAACAUUGGUGGGGCGUGCAGGGGUUUCCGGCUGUUGUAAUGUAAAGCGGUUGUGCGUAGUCAACAGGUAUCUGCGCAUAUGUGUGUAUCGUCAGGCAUUACGUGGUCUGCAGCAGCGACGGCGCGAAGCUUCUGGAAAGUCCUAGCUGCAAAUAUUACGUCGCUAUAACUUUUCAAAACAAAUACUUGUAAACUAUUUAUUUGCAUGUAAGUGGGUAGUUUAAGCGUGUUAGCGCCUUGGAGGACUUUGCUCAUGCCACACUAGGAAUAAAUGUACAUAUUUGCUUAACAAUUUAAUUUCAUAGUAACAAUUUAUUUAUACUAAGUGCACCCUGUGAAA
This is a messenger RNA of Bactrocera tryoni, 2035 nucleotides long. RefSeq lists its product as uncharacterized. NCBI's taxonomy places the organism in Eukaryota, Metazoa, Arthropoda, Insecta, Diptera, Tephritidae. Bases 1239 to 1499 code for a protein of 86 amino acids. The record is from RefSeq and is a predicted model, not a curated record. The transcript has a single exon.